Molecule: messenger RNA, 12096 nt
Organism: Pomacea canaliculata
Lineage: Eukaryota; Metazoa; Mollusca; Gastropoda; Architaenioglossa; Ampullariidae
Product: CREB-regulated transcription coactivator 1-like
Exons: 12
Coding region: 23-2122 (699 amino acids)
Biological process (GO): positive regulation of transcription by RNA polymerase II; protein homotetramerization
Cellular component (GO): cytoplasm; nucleus
Molecular function (GO): cAMP response element binding protein binding
Source: RefSeq, a predicted model, not a curated record
GCCCUGCGACCCCCUCGUUUGCAUGGUCAAAAUCAUAACAAGAUUGUCGUUUUCAGCCAUCAUGGCGAACCCACGGAAGUUCAGCGAAAAAAUAGCCCUGCACAACCAGAAGCAGGCAGAAGAAACGGCAGCAUUUGAGGCUAUUAUGAAAGAAGUAAACAACGCCACGAGAACAGUUGUAUACGCAAAACAACAUCUUCCUAUUUCGCCUAGUCUUGGUGCUUAUCGAGGAGGAUCGCUGCCUAACGUCAAUCAGAUUGGCACCAACCAAGGCAUUGACCUGCAGACUGCACUUCAGCACCUGGAAGAUAUAAAACAGGGGAGACCAAACAUCACUGAUCGAAUCCAUCGCGAUAGAUCGCGACCCAUUGUACCUCACAGAUCAAGACCUUUCCCAAUCGACAAGCGGGUGGAUUGUUCUCCAUAUGGUACAGCAUACUUAUCACCACCACCAGAUACAAGCUGGCGAAGGAUGUAUCGAUAUCUUAACGGCGUUUCCUUGUCCCGGACAAAUUCUGAUUCAGCUUUACACACAAGUGCUAUGGGACCUGGAACAUCAAAUGACUAUACACAUCCUCCAAAAACCCCUCCCACUCACAGGCGAAUCAUGGAGAUGGUUGGGGAAGACUCUGGAGACAUUCAGAUGAAGGGCUACUGGGGAGACCCCAAGAAAUUGGUCACAUCUAGACCAAAAUCAUGUGAAGUUCCAAACAUCAACAUCUACCCUUCGCAGGAGCAAGAUAUGGGCCCCCACAUACCAAUCUCUAAUAAUACGGGUUCUUUGCCAGACCUGACUGUGCUGCACUUCCCAUCCCCGCUCACCACACCCCUAGAUGCAGAGGAUGGAAGUUCAGGGGCCUAUGGAGGGAACAGUUCACCCUCCAGUCUCUCUCCCACCUCCCCUCAUCACAUGGCCAUGCCCCCUCCUUCCAGUCAACAGUCUCCAGCAUCUCGUCGCCGCCCUCCUCCUGGAGUACCUUCGCCUCUUGUACUAAAUAACAACAAUCAGAUGCGUGUACCACUGUCUCCUCCGGUGGAUCCCAGUAGAUUGCAGAUGGACCCACGCAUCGCCCAGCAGUAUAUGUUGCACUUACACCAGCAGCGACAGCGAUCGCCCCUUGCACCAACCCAUCAUCACCCACAUCCUCAUCUCCAUCAACACCACACCCACCACCACCAUCCGGUCAUGACGCUGACUCUAGGAAAGGGUGGUACUCAGGGUGGGGUGGGGGUGGGAGCUGGGGGUGGUGGCACUACACACCCCACACAAGGACAGGUGGGGGCUCCCCUGGCAGGUGUGCAGCCUCGGGGGCUGCCACAGGUGCAUAUAACUGCCUGCGACCUAUCUGAACCUCAGCCAUCAAUGACCCAGUAUCGCAACAGUGUGUCUGAUGCAGGCUGUCAGUCACCAACUUCCCCACACUCUGCUCCCUCUUACUCUCCAGCCCAGUCUCCAGGGCUUCCAUCCUCCGCAAUUAACAACUCUCCCUUUGCAGAGGCCUACUAUCUUCAGCAGCAUCAGCAGCAGACCAGUGCACUUCAACAUCAGUUUGAGCAGUUCAACAUGGAUAAUUCACCCAUCUCUGCCAUUGAAUCACAGUUGAUGAACAAUGGGCUGAUGAGUCCCACACAGUCAAUGGCUCCUCCCCCAGCCAUCAAUUUCUCCCAAGUGGUCAUGCAUGGUCUGGGGAGCAGCAUUGACUUUCAGCAGCAGCAGUCCACUCAGCAGCAACAGCAUCAACAAUCGCAGCAGCAGCAACAGCCACCAAACUUUUUCCAUACAGAUUUGCAGUUGGCUGGGUUGGCACAUUUGGCUGGGUUGGGACUAAGCUCAGCAAGCCACUCUCAACAUAUUUCGCCCUCAUCCAACAACAAAAUCCCAGAUAUUGUGCUGACAGGUGCUGAUGACCCAUUUGGACGAACACCUCUUGAUUUUGCUAAAGAUUUGGGCAAUGCAAUCACAGGUAUGCCUGAUGGUUUUGAUGCAGACUUUCUCUCAAAUGAUGAAGCCUUUAAAGCAGAUCUGGGUCCACUGGAUUUUGAUGGACUGCAAAUGCUAACAGACCCAAAUAUGGUAACAGACCCUGCUACAGAAGACACCUUCAAGUUAGACCGCUUGUAAAGGGUGUUUCUCUUUUUUUUUCCUCUCUCUCUCUACAAGCAGUGAUGAUCAUGCCAGUUUUGUGACAUUACAUCUACAUGACUGCCAGAGAUGCUGGCAGUAGGGUGUGCAAGGGCUCCUCAAGCAGGCUUCUUGUGCCUAUCCAGUGACAGGACCUAACUUAGCGGAUGGCAUUUGAAAUGGGCUGUGUGCUGCUUCUGUGCCUACCACUUGGUGCUGUGCAAAGUUUUGAUGGUGUGCCAAGAUGUUUCUCAAACCUUUUGAUCCCCACCCUUCCUCCAGUUGGAUACAAGCGCCCGGCCUACAUUCUGGAAUACAUACAAGUGGAUAACUACCAUUCAGGAUCCCUUUGACACUGACUGUGAUCUCCCAAUUAAGGAACCAAAUGAACAUUGACUUGCCUGCAAUUCAAACUUGUGCUUGCAAGAUAUUACAGUCAGAAAAGCUGGAGCUGUUAAGGUGAGCUACCCCAGCCUCCUAACAUGAACCAAGUUAAAAGUAAACAAAACUUUGAGUGCAAAACAAGCAGUCGGUCAGACAUAUACUUCAGGUCAAAGUUUUUGCUACUACUGAAGUUUGGAUUUAAAAUAAAUGCCAAAUUCGGAUUUCCCCUGUAGAUGUGUGGUAAACCUGAGAGAAAGGUGCUUCACAAGCCUUGAUGGUUUCCUGCCUGGAGCAGUGCUAGGCAUCAGGGAGGAAAGUUGAGAUCUGGUGUGGAGUUUUCAUUGACAAGAUGCUAGUAGCAAUCCUAACUUCAGCCAUUCCAAAGUAGUUUAUGUUUGUGUAUGUGUUCAGACAGCCAACCAGUAUUCAUUUUGUGUGUGGGUUAUAUUGAGGCACUCACACUGAGUAUAAUUCAGUGAACAUUGGGGCUGUAUAUGACAAGUGGAUCACCUUGGAGGAGGGUCAGCCUGCAAGUACAAAUAAAGGCAGACAAAAGACCCAUGGAAGAGCACAAACAUUGUUUUAGUGAAGGCAGCUAUCAUUAUGUAGCUGGUAAACCCAUCUGCCCAGUUAGUUCCUUGCAGUUUCAACAAGCCUCUUGCUGUUCCACUGAAGUAGAGCUUCCUCCCACCCUCCCACCCCCAUGAGGUAGAUGGAAGUGGUGGUGUUCUGCUGCAGUAUAAGACACCAUGUAUCUUGGAUUCAGAUGGGUAAACAUGUCGAGGGGAACACUUUGUCUCAUUCUUUAGGAUGACCUUACUUUGCAAGAUGGCAUCUGUUAUCUUUAUCUGUAAGUCCUAUUUUCAGCCUUUAUUGUGCAAUUCUCUUUCUACCCACUGUAUGAAAACUUUAAAAUUUAUUUACACUGGUGCAUCUGCUCUCAUUGUCCGUCUUUUAUAUUUAUGCCUUGAAAACAAGGAAUAGCUGAACAGUUUGUAGUCAUAACAAAGAUGAUUGCCAAAAAGAAUUUGUAAAGUUAUAUCUAUGAUGAAAGAUUAAAAACAAAGCAUAUAGGUGAAUAUAGUCACAGGCAGCAAAGGCAAUAAAAAUAACAAUCACUACAGUUUGAUUCUGCUUUCUGGGGUCACUGGAGACUAGCAUUUCUAAAGUCAAUAGAGAUUAUGUCCAGAAGACUAGCUUUUCUUCAUGACAUACUUGGCUGUGACCUAAAGACUAAGUGGAGGAAAGUAGCUGUCAAAGAUUUCAGUAAAUGCAUAACAUAGUACAGUAGUCAAAUGGUAACAGUUUGACCACCUUAUAUACCUUUCCUUGCUUUGUUCAUUAAAUGUCCAUGCACACUUCUGCUCAUUUCAGUUUAAUAGAGCUUGGCAUUCUCUCCUCAGCUGCUUAAAGCUAUCAAACCAUUGAAUCAGUUGUAAGGCAGUUCAUGACAUUUACUUUGGUCUCUUACAUUCACUGCUGCUCGUCAUAGCAUUUUAUCUGCAACUCUUAAUGGCUUCCAUGUCUACAGCACUUUACACCUCUUUCUUUUCUGUUCUAACCAGCUUUGCAGCCAAAACUCUUGUGGUCUCAGUAGCUGGUCCUUACAUGUGCAGACCUCAGGGUGCCCAUCUUGAUUCUAAUCAGUAACUGCUCCCUGAGGCUAAAGCUACAGUUAUGUUAUGCAGGUAAAGAUCCAGACCUGCUGCUUCAGCACAAAGAAGUUAAUUUUAACAGGCAGACUGCUCAGCAACUGUCAGGCUUCACUUCCCAUUGCUGAUUAAAAAAAAAGUCCUAAGACUUGCAAAAAGACAUUAAAAAAUAUUCAUUGUAUCAGCUUUUUCUUAUGCACGUGCAUAGGAAUUCUCUCUUCUCUCCAGUUUUGUCAACUGUUUGCAGCAACAGGCUUGUCAGUGCAGCUUAAAUAUUUUAAUUCUGAAGCUCAUUUUAUCAGCUGUAAUAUUAAUGUAUUUCAUCUUUAGUUCCAGAGUGAGCGUGGAAGAAGGGGAUUUAACAACUCAAUUUGUGUAAAUUCCAUUCUGUUUCCUUACCUGGUUGUCCUCUUUAGAAAAUAUAUUUUAUAUUUCUUUCUAUGGAGCAAGUUUCAUGUUCGUUGAUUGCAGACUAAUUUUAAAGUCUGUUCAGUUUUCCAAAAGUUGGAAUAAUACAAAAGUUAAAAAAUAGGUUUAUCCAUAUUUCAAGCACAUAGAUCACAUUUGCAACAGUGGUGGUGUCUGCUGUCAGACUGCCUCUAACGUUCACUCAUAGAUUCCAUUCUUCAUAAGCCAUUAUGAAGUCAGCCAUUAUCAGUGCAAGUCCAGCAAAUAGCAUUUUAAAGUGUAAUUUGGCUACUUCACACCACUUUGGUCCUAAGGGGUUUAUAUGCAUUUCAUCAUUUUUUUCAAGGGGAAAUUUUUAGUGUUAGACCAUUUUGCACUGAUGAAUCUGUAAAGAACUAUUUUUGCCUAUUCAGAGAUUUUUAUAGCAUUUCAAUUGCAGUGAAAUAAUCUGCAUAUAUAAUGAAACGCACAGUUUCAAAAUAUUUCUGAAUUUAUCUUUGGAAGGAUAUACCAUUUAAGAAAAUAAUUAUCUGUUUUGUAUACAUUGUUUUUAAUUGUUUUUCAGUUUCUUAAGAACUUUAUUCCAUGCUGUUUUCUCCAUUUAUUUGUGAGCAUGUGCAUAUUCACCAGUGUUAACAAGUGAUAAUGAUUGUAUGAAUGGAUAAGUGUGCUAAGCAUUUUGUCACACAGUUAUGUCUUAAUUGUGAAUCUGGCAAGUGUUAAAUUUUCUUGUACACUGUCUCCCAUCUGGAGUGAGUUUAUCUCAGCUCCAGGUGUCUAUGGGGUGUUCUCUCACUCCUUUGUGUUAAUCAUCACUUAAACCAGGUGUGCAUUUGUGUUGUGGUAACACAACUUGCUAAAUUGGUCUGUGUUGUUACUGAUACCCGGCACAUCUAUAUGUGGAUACAAAUCAGACCCAUGUCGUUCGCAUCAGACCCAAUAUUUUUUAUGAAUGUGUGCUUAUGUGCUCUUCUCCCUCGCGUACACAUCCAUAAAACAACACUGCCACAUUUGUAUUGUUCUCAAGUAUAUUUCAGGGAGCCAUACUUGGGUGGGUUGUGUUGACUGAUGUAAACCAGUUUUACUUUUAAAGCGCAUUUUCAUCUGUCAGCUUUUCAACCAUUGCUGUUUAUUCAAAAUAAAUUUGACUACCACAAUGAUCAUUUAACUGGCACAGCACAUCGACUGUCACAUUCAUACAUGCAACAGCAAAUAAUAGACCGAUUGGAGGCAAGACUUCUAAGUUGACUGGUAAGGAUUAUUCUUUCUACACGGUGUAUGUACAUUUAUUUCAUACAUUAUGAUCUACUAGACUUGAGCUUUCUUUUGGACAUACAAUUCCAGUCAACACUGCAUGGACAUAAAUGAUAAUUUGUUUAAGAAGAACACUUAGUUCUUGUUAAAACUUCAACUUGAGUUUGUGAUGUUUGAGUUUGUAAUAACAUGCUUUACAUGUGCAGGCAUUAUUUCAAGUAAAAGGUUAAAAACACUUUGUUGGGGUGGGGUUGGUGAUGAUAGGAGAGAAGGUCAGGUAAUACAAUAGGAAGAGAAAAAAAAUUUCAAGCUCUUCGUGAAAACUUUUCCAGUGCUGUUGGUAUAAAGUGCUUAAAAUUUUUGGCAGUUCAUUUAAAUGUUGAACACUUUUCAAGAGAGUCUGCGGUUCCCCAUGUCAAGAGCUACACAUAUUCAGAUUCACUUUUGCACUUCCACACAUUACAGAUGGAUCUGGUUAUGAAUAGAGCUUAAGAGAGAUUAAUGGACAAACAAUUUCUUAGCCUGUGUACAUUCAUGGUUAAAACAGGAUACAUUGAAUAUGGAUGAGUCCUGUGAUAAGGGUACAUUUUUUAUUCAGUUAAGCAACAAAGCAGUAAAAAGCUUUCCCUUCAUCACAUGUGAUUCUUUCUCCAAGACUCCCAUAGUUCUGAAGCCAGGGUGUCCACAAGCUCUUGAGUGAGACAAGCUGUACACCCAAGCAGUUUAACGUGCUUACAGAGAGAAGCUCUGCUUAAAAUGGGAAAAUCAUUGAAAUUAUACUGUAAGUUACAGCAUGCAAAUUUCCUGACAAAACACAAGCAUGUGACCCACCACCACAAAACGUCACACAGAGCAGUUUCUUAGAAGAGGCCCAGAAAAGGUGAUUAGGGUCAACCUUGUGCCAUCAGACUUGCACACUUCAAACCUAUAUAACUCACUCAAUUUUAGGACUAGGAGAACAACCUAAGUUAAAAAAAAAAAAAAAGAUGAAAACCUGUACAUUUUCAAAAUGUACAGUUUGCAAAAUUUAAAAUUUCCAACUUAAGAUCCGGUGGUGGGUCGUAUAUAACAUCUGAGAACAAUCAGUAAACCAUAUUUCAGUGCUGUAUUGAGAUGUUAUUACCCUCAAGAAAUUUGUGCCUACAUUUUUUUUUUUUGGUCACUGGUUGAUUUGAUCAUUUGCUGAUUUGACCACACAAGUUGCUUUUACAACUAAGAGUCUACUCUACCACUAGCCUGAGUUGAUUUGAAUAUAUUCCUAAGUUGAUUCAACCACUGAGAACAGAAGUCACUAUUCAGUGUAGUGACACUUGUAAUAUGUAAGCAAACAAAGUUAAAUAUUUCAAUACAAAUUUUAGUCACAUGAUAUAUGUAGGUCAGCUCCCAUUGUUAUCUAAUAAAAAAAAAAAUGGACGAUGUGGUUGCGGUCAAAUGAUUGUCUCCCCCUCUUUUUUUUUCUACAGAUGUUUCCUGUGAAUAAAUGUCCACCUCUAUGCUUAGCAUGAGUUGAUCAGAGAUGGUUUCAGAGACCAAAAAUGUUCAGAUAUAUGCUGGUCAGAGUACAGUUGGUACAGUUCAAGAUUUACAUGGAUAGAUAGCAGAAAUUUUACAGUCUACUUCAGCAUGUCAGCAGUGGUUGCAACCAAAAUUUUAAAAAUGUUAAUGCAUUUAAUAUUAAAAGAGUCAUGCAUGCACUUGAUUUUGUAAAUUGUUUCGCCCAAGUUGUCAUUGCCAUGACGUAAAAAAGUUGGUGUUAUGGAGGAUACCUGGUUUUAUGAUGGAUCUGGGGAUUUUUGUAUUGGUCAGUCUGGGUAAGAAAAAAAUUAUAAUAUAACCUAUGUUGGUGGUAAUAUAAUUUUCUUUCUCUCUCUCUCUCCAAUUUCCAAAGCUGCAGUGUUUUGUUUAAGAACCAUUAAGUGUAAUUGUAGGAUUUUGUGGCAACUUGUAGUUCAUGGACUAGUGUAAUUUUAAACACUCAGACGAUCAGUGUAUGUUCCACUUAACUUGUAAUCUUAAGACUUAACACAUAUGGGGAAAUUUACCAUGAAAUUAAAAUGAUUUGCAUAACAUAAACACUUUUAUGGUAAUUUCAAAAUGUGCUGCCCAUCAUAAAAAGAUGUACACAUAGGCACAUUUAGGCAAAUGGAGCUAAAGUGGCUAUGUGGCUGCUAAUUAUGCACAAUCAGCUGAGCAAUAUUCUGUACCCUUUUCAACACAGUUAUCAGUCUUGGUUAUGAACAAAAAUAGAGGGUCAUUCCAUUCUUCUUGGCCAACUUUUUUUUAGCACAGCAGUUUUUGGUAGCCUAUGGUCAUGGUGAUGAAGAAAGUGUGCAACAACUUGUAGUUCAUCAACUAGUGAUCAGUUCUGCUGCCAGCAGUAUAUCUUACACAAAAUCAUGUAAUAAUGUGUCAGGCCGCAAGAGUUUCUCUUUCUCUGGGGUUAAGUGUGAAUGUGUCAAAGAUAUAAGGAUUGCAUGUUCAUUAUGUCCUUUAACUGAGCUGGGCUUGGAAAUUGGUGCUUGUGCUAUGGCAAAAUUUUUGUUUUAAAGUUAAGGAUUAGUGAAUACAGAUUUAAUAUUUGGGAAAAGAAACAUUUUUCUCCAGUCUUUUCCAUGUAAAAAUUAAAAUCAUUUGAAAAAAAUUUAUGUACAUCAUGUACAGGACUUUCUCUUCAUGCUAAAUGUCUUCCUGUCUCUGUGCUGAAAGUUUAGAUUCCUUUGUGCACACUCAGUUACACUUGCUAAGCUGAAGGUUUGCCCCCAUAGCAAAGUUAGGUCAGCAUGGUACAUAAUGUGCAUGGAAUUCCACUUUCCAAUGUGCACAAUGUUAGAACCCGCUCUUCAUUAGAUUUUUUUUAAAGUGUUUUUAAAGCAUAUGACAAGUAAUGGUGACCAUAGUUCAGAGAAAUUAAUUUUAAAAUGUUUAUUUUUAUCACAUAAUCAUGAAUUAUAUCAUUUAUUAGCUUCUUUAGAUGAAGCAGAUUUUUAACAGCAUUAACAUUAAACAAUGUUUAAACUCUUAAACUAAGUCUGAUAUGGUGCAUUUAGUGCGUGAAUUAGAGUUAAGAAAAAAUUGUCCAAUUCUUUAUUUAAUGAUGCCUAAAGAUUUUAAUUAACUUGUUUUGUCUAAUACAAGCUUUUAAAAGCACUGGUAAGAAAUUUUAUUGUUAAAUAGGCUUAUUUUUCCUUGGCUGGUAUGUGAUUUACAAAAGUGGCCCUGUUUUAAAGUGCUGCUGUUUGUCAGAAUGUGAUACAACCUGUAUAUAUGUUGCUACAUUAAGAUGCUUGGGCAGCCAUUCUCGUUUUUUGUGUUGUAUUGUUAGGGGGAAAAAAGUAUAAUAACACUGACAACAUUUUAGAAGGUGUUCAUAGAGAGGGACCACCCUCUAUAUUUAGAUUAGGCAGAAUAUAAUCAUAUUGUUGGCUGUGAUCUUUUUGUCUCUCUUCAUAUACACCAAAAGGUUCCUCUGCCUACCCCUAUCUCAACACUUCCAGCCCAACAGCUUUAUCUCUGAACUAGCUCAUUUUAAUCCUAUUACUGUAUUGUUUCAAGGGAAGUUGUUUUGGAUGAUACCUGUGUAUUUGAAGAUGCAGAUGAGCAAUGUACAUAUUUAGUCUUGAAUCAAGACAGCAGUAUCUUGAGGCCAAUAUUAGUAGUCAUCCUCUCUGUCUCUUUCUCUCUCACCCACACACACCACCAGAACCUGCCUUGCACAAAAUACACCAUGUCCUCUACAAAAGUGAGUGCGUUAAGAUUAGACAAUGUCACGUGAUAGUUGGGGCAACUUCUCUCAAGCCUAAGGUGAUGAAAUAAAGCAGUUUACACAGCAUAUACAUGUACAAAACAAACAUCUUUUUCAAGUGCCUCUUAUUCAGUUUCUGUAUGUCUGGUGUUUUUUAAUAAUUGGAGUGCAUUCAUAAAGGAUAAGUAUUACAAAAAGUAUGCAGUGAAAUAUUUGCCUGGAUUUUUAAAUGACAAAUUGUUGAACUUUUACUGUCAAUAAUUGUUAAUAUAUUCUUCAAAGAAGAACUAUGUUUUUAUGUUGGUGGAUGGGGGAAAUAGAAUUUAAAAGAAAAAGUGUAGAUGAAUGUAGACAGCAAUUUUUCGAUGAUAAUGGGAAAGCAUGUUGGCCUUAAACUUUGUGCCAUCUCUUGGUCAUCCAAUUCCCUCUCAUGAUGAACUUUUAUUCGUGGCUUUGAGAAUUUUUUUUUCUGAUAGUAAGACAGGUUAAUGUUGCUGUAAGAGGUGAUCAAAAAUUGGCAAGUUUCUGAGAAAUUAUCCCACUUUAUUCUUAGGCAGUAGCUUUUAGGAAAAAGUGGAUAGGUGGGCAUCAGUAGUUGUAGCAGGCAUAUCCUUUUUUAACUUGAGUUUGUUUAUUUGUGCAAAUAUCCAGAAAAGUUUUUAGUGGCAAUCUUAGUGUUCCCAUUAACAUAUAGGAAAAUCUUGUAGAUAGAAAGUGCUUAAGAGGCAUAUGUGUGAGGAGAGAAGAAAAUCAGUUCUACAUUUUUUUUUUUUAAAGAAUGCCAGUGGUGUUCUAACCCUGCUCAUGUUUAAAGAGAUAUAAGGCACUUUGCCUUAUCGGCACUGAAGAAUGCUGUUUCUAUAAGAACAAGUGUUUUUAUUGUUUUUAAAGUUGUUGAAUGUAUUGUCAGUGUGCCAAAGCAUGUUAUAAAGAGCUUUACACAGCUGUAUUUAAUGUAAAGUUAUGUCUAUUUGUGGACAGCAGGAAAUGUUGUCUUCAUAGAGUUUUAAUACAGUCUGAAACAAGUCUUUAUAAGACUGUCUCAUGAGAUGUGUCUGCUUUUGACACUUGAUCUGGCAGGAAAAGGUUGAGUGAAGGGCAUGUUGUAAUCCCACAGCUGAUCAUGGCUAUUGUUUUUUAAAUGUCAGUGGGCAUACUAAUAAUUUACAUUUUUAGGUUUAGUUUAUCAGACAUUGGUCUAUAGGCAUGUAAAUCUCUCCAUAGCAACAAGAAAAUGUGACUCAGGUCUUGCAGCAUGUUUGAGGUUUUUCUGGUUCUAAAUUUUACAAGAGUCGAGAUAGGCUGUUUAAUAGAAAUGAUUGUGAGCUGCCUGCUGAGAACAUUUCUGAACCUAGUUAUUAUGCAUAAUGUCCUGUAGUGCCGAAGAUAAUCGGAUGGAGUUAUUUCAACUCAAAAAUACUGUUUUAUUUGGAACUGUACUGAAUUUGGAAAACUGUUGGUAAAGUGCCUGAUAUUAAAAGCUUUUGUAGUAGUAAUUGUAUGGUUUUCGAGAAAUUGACUAAUGAAAGUUAGGUAUCAUUUGUAUAGCAGUAGAUAAUAUGAUAAUGUUAAUUGAACAGCAUUAACACAAUAGUGUACAGGACCCAUCACAAGGCUGGAGACAACAAAAGGGGGAAAUGUGUCGCUGUGUGAAAAAUGUAUUUAGUAAAAGACAGGACCUUGGUAGAAUGAUUCUAGUCUGUGGUAGAGGCUAGAGGUAGAAUAUGGUCUUGGUGAAAUGGUAGAACUGUGGUGAAUAAAGGCUAGAUAUAGAAUAUGAGCUUACUUGGGAUACUAAGAAAAGCGUUAAUAGUAGUACCUAUACCCACAGAGGCCCAGACUGUAGACAGCUGCAUGAUGAAAUUUCUUAAUGAAGUCCAUGAAGCUGCACCAUUGGUUCCUUCUCUCACUGUAUUGGCCGAAGAAUACUGCAGCUGGAGCUCAUACUUUUACCAGAGAAGAGGGUGUACAACAUACCUGUUGAUGUGGUACAACCAAAUGCAGGUCAAGGUGUGGCAUGCUGAUGCAUGAAAGUAUUAGAUCCUCGAUGCUCAUCUGCUUGUUAUAUGACAGUAACAGUUGCUGCAUUUUCUGAAUUUUUUUUUUUUUUUUGUUAAUAAAGGUGGUCAUUUCCCUUGCCCAUGUUUAUUGCAUUUUGUGAGUUGGUAUGCACACAAAAUAGCCAGUUCCCAUUUUCUUAAACUCCUCACUUUAUCCCGUUCUUAAAAGCAUCACAAUUGACAUAAGCCUUUGUGGUGUUUCAAAGAGUAUUUUAUGGAUAUUUUGAAUUGAUCUGAAACCCAUUAUUUUGUUAAGCUGAAGUUGCUUGUGCCACAAAAUGUGUUGUUGACCAAAACUUUGUAUAGCUAUUGCUCAUUGCAUCUGGCCACCCUGAUCUGGUUUUACUACCACCUUUUUCUGUAAAGGCACUUUUCAUCAUUCUUGCUGUUGUGGUCAUUAUUGCCAUCUGCGUCUUGUCAAGUUUUAUCAUUUCGACUAUUGCCAUAUUGAAGUAAAGUAACCUUGAAAUGGUC